AUGGAUUUCGAACCUCCAUUUCAAGGAGCCUGCAAGAACUUCUUACAAAAUUCCCCCAUAAUUAACAAAUUUCCAGAGGUUGAGGAAUGUGAGCUACCUGUGAUCGAUCUUAGCCAUCUGGGUUAUGAUGACAUAAACAGAGACAAGUGUACGAACAAGAUUGCUGAAGCUGCAAGGCAGUGGGGUUUCUUCCUUGUUGUGAAUCAUGGGAUUUCACCAGAAGUUCUGAACAGCAUACGAGAUGAGCAAAAGAAGCUGUUUCAUCAGCCUUUCGAUAAAAAGAUAGAACAAACAUAUUUGAAUCUAUCUCCCCUUAGUUAUCGUUGGGGGAAUCCAAAAGCCACUUGUGUCCAGCAAUUUUCAUGGUCGGAAGCCUUUCAUAUUUCUAUGGCGGACAUUCCAAGCAUGAAUGAACAGCACAAGAGACUUAGGUCGACGAUUAAAGCAUACGUGAAGAAUGUGUCUCAUCUAGCUGAAUGCUUAGCUGAAAUAUUAGCUCAGCGUUUGGGUGUUGAAUCCAGUUAUGUUAAAGAUCAUUGUCCACCAGGAACUAAUUUUCUUCGACUAAAUAGAUAUGCUCCCUGUCCAUUUUCUUCCGAAGUCUUUGGUCUCUUGGCUCACACAGAUACCGCUUUUCUAACAAUAGUUCAGCAAGACCAAGUUGGAGGUUUGCAAUUGUUUAAAGAUGGAAGAUGGAUCGGAGUAAAACCUAAUCCUGAAGCUUUGGUUGUCAACAUUGGUGAUCUUUUUGAGGCCAUGAGCAACGGUGUUUACAAGAGCAUCAGGCACAGGGUGAUCACCAAUCAAAAAGUUGAAAGGUUUUCUGUGGCAUACUUCUACUGCCCCUCCCUGGAUACCGUGAUACAGAGUCGCAGUACUACUGAACCAGCUGUGUUUAAGAGCUUCACUUUGCGGGAAUAUAAACAACAAACUGAAAAGGAUGUUCGCGAACUUGGGGAAAAAGUAGGGCUCUCCAGAUUUCUCCUUUGAUGAAGUUUCUUCUGGGUUCUGAUAACCAAAGCAUGUUCGCACCAGUCUAUACUCGCCUACUUGGGCUGAAUUUUUAUAUAUUUCAUUUCUUUGGUA
This is a messenger RNA of Argentina anserina (silverweed cinquefoil), 1086 nucleotides long. Its product is annotated as gibberellin 2-beta-dioxygenase 8-like. Gene Ontology annotation, molecular function: 2-oxoglutarate-dependent dioxygenase activity. NCBI's taxonomy places the organism in Eukaryota, Viridiplantae, Streptophyta, Magnoliopsida, Rosales, Rosaceae. The transcript is spliced from 3 exons. The record is from RefSeq and is a predicted model, not a curated record. Bases 1 to 990 code for a protein of 329 amino acids.